CUUUGCCUCUGAAGCUUGAGCCACCGCCAUACAAACCAACUAACAUGUAUCCACUGGUAACAGGCAACGUAGAAAUUAAAGGGGAAGUCACACUAGAUGAAGGAGAUAAUAAAUGUAACACACAGGGGAGGAGGGGCGCACCCAUACACAUGGACUGUUAUGAGGGCCUUAGGAAAACAAGGGAAGAGUGUAACAAUACUGACAUUUGUGGUAGUGAGGGUGAAAACGAGAAUGAAGGAGAGGAGGAGGAUGACAUUGAGCAUGUUGGUGAAGGGUCAUCACAACCAUGUGUAAAACACAUUACUAAGAAUGCUAAAAGGAAAUUAAAGAAGCGGAACAAAAAGAAGGAGGAGUGGUCUAGUGGGACACAAGGGGCAGAGGAGCCUAGUUGCAGUACAUCAUUACCAAGCCUCACACCACUCGAGUUAGAUGAGAAACUAAGGAAAUCACAAAGAGGAAAAAAGGCACCCGACACCGUCCCAGGAAUUUUUCCUAUUUUAGUCAAAGGACAUCAGGUCCACUAUCAACCGUGGGGCACACAGGACUUGGAGGGAGUUAUUUCUAAACUCCCUAACAUUCAUAACGGGGCGUCUAAAUGGAUUCGAACAUUUGAGGAACUCACAGUGGGAAAGCUAAUGGCAGUGGGGGACCUGAAAGCUCUGUUGGCAAGAGUAUUGGGGUUAUCUAAAAUGGAGUCUGUACUGAGGAAUGGAGGGUUGGAUAUAAUGGACGUAAUGCUCGAUGGGAUUUCACUUGAUCGCUACAGAGUGGCGAUGUGGGCCACACUCAGAAGGGAGUUCCCGACCCAUAUCGAUCAUAAAAACAUGAGAGGUCUCCCUAUCAACGACACAGAGAAUCCUGCAUCCUACCUCCAGGCCCAAGUGGACAGAUGGCGCUUGGAGACGAAUGAGGAUCCUGAGAGCCAUCCUGUGUUUUCGGUCAUGUUCAGAAACUCUGUGAUAGAGAUUCUACCUAGCCCAGUCAAAGUUAAGCUGGAUGAUGUGGUUGGACUGGUUACAAAUAAAUCUCACAGAGACUUUUGCGAUCAUGUGGUUCAUGCAGUGGACAAAUAUCGGCAAAAUGAACAUAAAAUACAGGAACAAAGCAAAGAGGUGCAGAGGAAGCUAUCUCAGCUUCAGUUGGAAGAACUCACAAGAAGAGAGAAAGAGAAGAAGAAACAGGCGGUUGUUUCAGAACCUGUUGAUACAAUAUUGCAAGCCGUCCAGCAGGGCGCACCACAAACCCAACCUCCUCAACAGGCAUUCUCCCCCCCAGUACAACAGCCUCAGAGCCAAUGGUCACCCACUCCACCUGCCAUAAAUAUACACACACAUAACAAUGGGAAUCCAAUGGGUGGGAACAAGCAGAAUCACAACAAGGGGUCCCAGGGGCAGUAUAAAAAUAAUCAGCAGCAGGGGUCCCAAGGGCAGAAUAUAAAUAAUCAACAGCAGGGAUUCCAAGGACAACGCAGAGGUCCUUUAAUAUGUUUUGGAUGCAACCAGGAAGGACAUAUUAAGAAACAUUGUUUGAUUAACCCUUUUCCAUCCCAGCAAGGACAGGGUAACGGCUAUCAGGGGAGGCAAGAUCAAGGGAACUACAACCAGGGACAACAGGGUCCCUUUAUGGGACAGGGAUACUAGGGGUGCCCAGAGAAUCCACAGGGGGAGGGUCAGCUUGUAGCAAUCACAAAACAAGCUGAUGAGGAACCGAUACUGCAGGUUCUGAUAAAAUAUAGAGGCAUGCCAAUGAUGGCCCACACUGGAGCCACUAACACUUGCGUAGGUCCAAAUUAUGCCUCACACCUCCCCAUGACAGGAAAAUUCACCAAAACUUUAGAAUUCUCGGGACACACGCAGUUAAUACAUAUGACAGCUCCAAGUCAUAGGUAUAGCUCCAUUCUUAUUUUAAGUUGUAUAUGUGAGUGAGUGAGUGAGUGAGUGAGUGAGUGAGUGAGUGAGUGAGUGAGUGAGUGAGUGAGUGAGUGAGUGAGAAAGAGUUAUAUUGAGUUAAGUUUUCUUUGGGGACAUUCAUAUCUUUCGAUGGCCUUUUAAGAUUAAUAAUCUAGUUUUGGAGUGUGUCCAAAAACAAAAUAAACCAGAAAGGAAAGGAAAGGAUUACUGAAAGUGAAAAUGGUUAUGGAGAUUUGUGAAAGCAAAGGAAGUAGAUAAAGAGAGGUAAAGAGAGUUAGAGAGAAGGAACGUAAGUAAGGAAAACCCGCCGGUGGGGGCUGGACAGAGAGACAACAGAGAGAAAGAGAUUGAAUUUGCAUUGUGCUGAAUAGAUUAUUUGUGCGUUUGGAUGUACUCUGUAAUUGGUUCCUGAAUUUAACCCAUGUCCACUGUUUUAGAAAAAACGUAGAACCACCACUGGGAUGGGUGAUUCUGUGGUUCUUGGAGACUCUCCAACGCGUCGGAACACCAUAUGGUAUAUAUCAUUACAUCUUGGUACACAGAGCACUGGUGAGACAACGGGUUGGAUCGGAGAGAGAAGGUGUUUGGAGAAGGGAGAGGAAUGUAAUGACAGCAAAAAGGGCGGACACGGACCGACCCGGAGAUGGGUAGAAGCAGUCCCAUCAGAAGACCAAAGUGCGGCUACGGUAAUCAAGGUUCUGACUAGAGAAGUCAUGCCAAGGUUUGGAAUUCCGUCACAAAUUAGCUCAGGCAAUAGGGCAGCGUUUAUUCAGAAAACACUCAAACAAGUGAUUUAACAUCUGCAUGUCAAAGAAAGAUUAGGCUGUGUCUACAUUCCUCAAACCACAAGGUAUGGUGGAGAGAGGAAUCGGACGCUUAAGACAAAGAUUAACUAAAUUAAAUUAGAGUACUAAAUUAAAGGACUAAUGCAC
This is a messenger RNA of Gadus chalcogrammus (walleye pollock), 2842 nucleotides long. RefSeq lists its product as uncharacterized. Gene Ontology annotation, molecular function: nucleic acid binding; zinc ion binding. The coding region runs from base 45 to 1640 and encodes 531 amino acids. The record is from RefSeq and is a predicted model, not a curated record. Lineage: Eukaryota; Metazoa; Chordata; Actinopteri; Gadiformes; Gadidae. The transcript is spliced from 2 exons.